AUGAAGGUCUUGAGAAGAGCUAUUCCUGAAACUAAAAAGAAAGAAAAAGAAGAGGAAAAAAAGAAAUCCCCUGAGAAGACUGUCCCUGAAGUAAAAAAAGCAGAGCCACUAAAAGAAAAAACUUCAAUUCCACCUAUAAAGAAAGAAGAGCCAGCAAAAGCUCCUGCAGUCAAACCAGCCACUAUAAAAGUAGCAGCACCAGUUUCCAAGACAGCAGCAGCAGCUAAAACAGCAGAAGAAUCACCCAAGAAGGAAAAGCUGGUGGAAACUGCCAAACCACUGAAGAAGGAAAUACCUGCAGUAGCUCUAAAAGAACCUGUAUCUGUGGAAAGUCAUAAGGUAAAAGAAACUGGACAAGCCAAACAGCAAGUCGUUGCAGUUCCAGCUAAGAAAGCAGUACCUGAAAAGAAGGAAGAAAAAACAGCGAAGGUUGUGGAGCAAGAUAAACCAAAGCCGAAAGAAACAAAACCUGUAAAAGAGAAAGAAGUGAAACCUCCAGCUGCAACAAAGGAUAAAGAGCAUGUCAAAGAAAAGGAAGUAAAGCAUCCUGCAGCUUUAAAAGAUAAAGAGCAUGUAAAAGAAAAAACUGUGAAGACUCCAGAAGUUUCAAAGGACAAAGAGCCUGUUAAAAGGAAAGAAGUGAAGCCUCCAGCAGCCUUAAAGGAAAAGGAGCCUUCAAAAGAAAAAGAAGAGAAGCCUCCAGUUGUUGUCAAAGAAAGAGGAGCCACAAGAAAACAAGCAGUGAAGCCUCCAGUUGUCGUCAAAGAAAAAGAACCUGAAGUCAAAAAAGAAGAAAAACCAGCAAAACCAGCUCCAGUGAAAAGUGAAGGUGAGAAGAAAGAACCUGAAGUCAAAAAAGAAGAAAAGCCAGCAAAACCAGUGAUUUUAGAAGCCAAAAAGAUGAAAGAUGCUAAAGUAGUCCUUCAUCCUGCUGCUGAAGGCAAAAAAGUUGAGGCCAAACUACCAACUACAGUAGUGGAACCUCAUGAACACAAGAAUGAAUCUAUUAAACAAGAAAAAGCUGUUUCCCGUGCCAAACCAGAGGAAAAAAUCAAACAAGAAAAGACAGUUCCCACUGAAAAAUCAGUCAAGUCAAAGCCAGCAAAGCAUGAAGCUGUUAGACACGAAAAAGAAGUUCUACAAACAAAAUCAGCCAGAUCAAAAGUAACUGCAAAACCAGCACCUGAUAUGACAGUAGCAGCCAAGAAAAAAAAAGAAAAGGCUGCAAAGGAAAGAGAAGCAAAAACAGAGAAGAAACAUCCCAAAGAGGGAAAAGCCAAAGCAGUGCCAACAGUAAAAGAAAUUCUAAGACAGCACAACCUGACAACAGAGAAGAUUUCUAAAGCUGCAAAAACAGCAAAAGAAUAUGCAGAAAUAAUAUCCAUUAAAAAAGACAAAGCUCCAGUCCGCUUCUUCCAAUGUGUCUUCCUAGAUGGAUAUAAUGGAUAUGGAUUACAAUUCCCCAUUACUCCAGCCCCCAGCCAUGAAAAGAGACCUGGUCAACCAAAGACUUCAGGGCGGAAGUCAAAGACAUCAGGACAGUAGAGAGACAUGUGAUCUGUGUAUUUUUGAGACUUCGCACUUUAACCCUUCUACUGAGUUCCACAGUAACUAUGGUGGUACUUGUUACUGUAGACAUGUGAUCCAGUAGAUCUCAUGCACCUGGAAACGUUUUUUACUGUCUGGUGCUGAGGGAAAAGAGGUGGUGGAUGAACAGUGUUCAUCCAAACAAUACUAAUAUUAUUCUUGAGGAAAGGCUUUGGUGUUGAAAUAGUGUUUGUCAGAUUGUGCAGUUUGUUUGUGCAUGUGCACUUUCCUGCCUCUUCUGCUCUUCUUAUUUUUCCCCUACCUGUUCUGAAUUCAGGUACAUCUAUUUUCCAUGUAGUGAUUUUUAAAGAGCAACAAAUAUAAAUGCAAGGACUAUUUCAAUAAGAUUGUUUUGCAAGAUUACCUGGAAUCCUAAAUCAUGUCCUGUCAAUAUUCAAUCAGAUCUCUGAUACGGAAAAAGCCUCAGUAAAUCUGAAAAUGUGCUCCAUAACUAGUGCUAUUUUUAUGUAUAAUUGACCAGUUUAGAAUGAAGCUCACAUCUUACCUUUAAGCUGCUCAGUGUACCAUAGAAAGGUUCACUAUCCAAACAGUUAAUUAUGAGUAUUUACAUUUAAGUUGAAGGCAAGCAAUACAAACUUGCUAUAUUUGCCCCUUAAGUAUGUAAAAUCAUAACACCUCAUUUCCCUUUCAUUUUGAGAUCUGGGGAAGUGAGCCAAGGUGGGCCUGCCAAAAGAGAGGUGAAGCAAGGAGGUAAAUUGUGAAGAUCUCAUGAAUGGGAAGGAAAUUCUUUUACUUCCUCUGUCUCUUCUUGGACAAAGUCAUUAUCAAGUCAGCGCAGACUGCAGAUAGAUCAUGCUGGCCAAUCAUUUGUUAGAAAAAGUCAGCAAGGAAGCUAUAUAAUCAGACAUUACUUGUGAAACAAAACCAAAUUUUCAAGUAAAAAUACCAACAUGAUACAACUUGGAGCAAUUAGCGAAAACAGGGCAUGUGCAAGAAAUCUUGUUAGUUAAUUUUGUCAGAUAAGAUGGAAGGCCUUAUAGGCUAUUAGCUGGGUCUCCGUCAAAGGGCACUGUAUUGUCAGUUACUUUUAGGAUGGGUGCAGCGAGUAAACAUGCCAGUCCUCAACCAUCUUGUUUAUUUCUUCAGAUGGAUUAGCUGUGCCAAAGAAAAGGAAUGCGCUGGUACUUGACCUAUGUGAAGGUGUCUGCUUGUAAAUCAGUUUUGUGAUUGUCUGUACAUGUCUAGCAAUGUAAAUAAUAAUGCAUUUUUGCAAGCUGCUAUUUUUCUUCCUUACUCUAUUUAUGAAUUUAAUCUGUGAACCAUAUAGCUAUGAUCCCAGUUUCAUAGUUACCAUCUGAAAUACCAUGAAUUUUAACAUAACUCAUGAAAUAGAUCCUCUCACGCCUGUAAAUCAUAUAUAGCUUUUUUUUUCAGUAUAGCUCAAGAUAAUAUUAUCAUAACACUGAUGCUUAUCUCAAUAGGAAGAUUGAUUUACAUAGGUUUCAGAUAACUAUGUCCCAGAAGGACUCAGGCAAUUUAUAAUGGGAUAUGGAGUUUUUUUACCUCUAGGUCACUGGGUCAGAUUGGUAAAGGCUGAAAGUUGUUACUUUCUGAUUGAUGUUCAGUGACCUAUAUGAAAUGAGUUCUUGGUCUUAGCACACUCUGUAUUAUGCCUCUCAAAAUCUACCAUCCCACCAGAUGGCCUUGACAGCCAUUUAGAAACUCAAUUACCAUCUUGUCUCUAGGGGCUGUUCUUCCCAAUCAGGAAGGGUACACACUGGGGAUGUGGUUGUAGAGUGCUCUGACUCUGCAGUAACCAGAGCUGUAAGCCUGGAACUCCCAAGGUUUUUUUCAGCAGGACUUCUCCCCCCUCCAUCCCCCCCAACCCCCCUCAGAGGUCCUCAUCACCCCAAUGUAUCUUUUGUGUCUCACCACAAAUUGUGUGUAUUUCAGUGUGUCAUUACACAGGUUGCUGUUCUAUGAUUUUCCUACUAAGUCUGUCUUAAUGAAAGGAUUAUAACUUUCAGAAGGUCAGCUUAUUUAAUUCAUAGCUUUAUCCAAUUCAAAUGAUCAUCACGACAUUUAAUUUUUUAUAUAUUCACAAGCUGUUGUGGUUUUUUUAGCUUUUUUUGACACUUGAUUUCCCUUUUUGCUCAUGUAAAAGCAGCAAAGAGUCCUGUGGCACCUUAUAGACUAACAGACAUUUUGGAGCAUGAGCUUUCGUGGGUGAAUUACCCACGAAAGCUCAUGCUCCAAAACAUCUGUUAGUCUAUAAGGUGCCACAGGACUCUUUGCUGCUUUUACAGAUCCAGACUAACACGGCUACCCCUUUGAUACUUUUUGCUCAUGAUGACUUGGCUAUUUCUCCCAUUGCAAUUUGAUUUGGGAAAGGACAAGAAUGUUUUUUAAGAGCCCAUUCCUCUAGCAUUUCAGUUAGAUAUCAGACUGGCUCUGAAGAAGUAAAACAUUUGAUCUGUGCUUCAAUAGACAAGUGAUGUAAAUCUGACCAUAGACAGUCACUUCCUAAUCUUGGUCACUGACAUGAAAACUACUAGUCACUCCUCGGUCAAAAUGGCAGUCUUUUUCCUUGGGCCUUCAUAAACUGAAUUUAUCUGAAACCUUAACAGUGCAUUACUUGACCUGCAUGGCUUUACUUGAAUCAAACUGAAAUGUUAUUAAAAUGUAUGCUUAUUCUCAUCAGUUUUGGAAAAUAAAACAUAUCUGCCUCUG
Molecule: messenger RNA, 4278 nt
Organism: Gopherus flavomarginatus (Mexican gopher tortoise)
Lineage: Eukaryota; Metazoa; Chordata; Testudines; Testudinidae
Product: triadin-like
Exons: 36
Coding region: 1-1545 (514 amino acids)
Source: RefSeq, a predicted model, not a curated record